AUGGUUCGGUACAGCGCCAACAGCGGCCACGGCAAGGACUGGGGCGCCCCAACCACGCACCCCAAGGAUGGGACUGCCUGGGGAAAGGCAUUGAACCCAUCAGCCGACAACAACAACACCAACAACGACAAGGCUUCGCCUGCUACACCUGCAAAGGGCUUGAACGCCGCGGCUCCGUCCUUUACUCCUGGUGGAGGCACUGCGAAGAAGUAG
This is a messenger RNA of Alternaria ventricosa, 213 nucleotides long. RefSeq lists its product as uncharacterized. The record is from RefSeq and is a predicted model, not a curated record. The coding region runs from base 1 to 213 and encodes 70 amino acids. The transcript has 3 exons. NCBI's taxonomy places the organism in Eukaryota, Fungi, Ascomycota, Dothideomycetes, Pleosporales, Pleosporaceae.